Molecule: messenger RNA, 1518 nt
Organism: Paecilomyces variotii
Lineage: Eukaryota; Fungi; Ascomycota; Eurotiomycetes; Eurotiales; Thermoascaceae
Product: aminopeptidase I zinc metalloprotease
Exons: 6
Coding region: 1-1518 (505 amino acids)
Biological process (GO): proteolysis
Cellular component (GO): fungal-type vacuole
Molecular function (GO): metalloaminopeptidase activity; zinc ion binding
Source: RefSeq, a predicted model, not a curated record
AUGCCGAAGCUCGACAGCAAGCAAGCCGCCUUGGACUUCUUGUCCUUCGUCAACGCUUCCCCGACCCCUUUCCAUGCGGUGAAAUCUGCCAAAGAGCUCCUGGCGAAUGCCGGUUUCAAAGAGAUUAAGGAGAAAGACUCCUGGGCCUCAACAUGCCAGCCGGGCGGAAAGUACUAUCUGACCCGAAACCAGUCGACCAUUGUGGCUUUUGCCAUUGGCAAGAAAUGGACACCCGGAAAUCCCAUUUCCAUGAUUGGUGCUCACACGGAUUCUCCCGUCCUGAGAAUCAAGCCUGUGAGCAAGAAGAAGGGUGAAGGUUUCGUCCAGGUGGGCGUUGAGACCUAUGGUGGAGGCAUCUGGCACACAUGGUUCGACCGUGACCUUGGAGUCGCCGGCCGGGCGAUGGUCCGGACCAAGGACGGCUCCAUCGUGCAGAAACUCGUUCACAUCGAUCGUCCCAUUCUCCGCAUUCCCACUCUGGCGAUUCACCUGGACCGUCAGGAGACCUUCACCUUCAACAAGGAAACUCAACUUUUCCCGAUCGCUGGUCUUGUUGCUGCUGAACUGAACCGGGUUGGCAAGGGAUCAGAGUCCAAAGAAAGCGAGUCCAACCAGACGGAGAAGGGCGACUUCGCACCCCUCAAGGCAAUUACGGAACGUCAUCACCCGUACUUGGUCGAGUUGAUCGCUUCUGAGCUGGAUGCGAAGCCAGAGGACGUGCUUGACUUCGAGAUGAUCCUAUUUGAUACUCAGAAAGCCUGCCUCGGUGGUCUGCUCGACGAGUUCAUUUUCUCUGCUCGCCUGGACAAUCUCAACAGUUCAUUCUGUGCCACUAGGGGUCUGAUUGACUCCGUCGCCGACCCAUCUGCUCUGGAUGACGAGUCAUCUAUCCGUCUGAUUGCACUCUUCGACCACGAAGAGAUUGGCAGCCGGACCGCUCAGGGAGCUGACUCCAACGCUCUGCCUGCUAUCAUCCGUCGUCUAUCCGUCCUCCCUGCGUCCUCCUUCGAAGAAGCAAGUUCCGAACGCUCCUACGUAAAGGCCGGCGAUGUCGAUCUCUCCACUGCUUACGAGCAGACCCUUUCGACUUCCUUCCUCGUAUCAGCUGACAUGGCUCACGCCGUCAACCCCAAUUACUCCUUCAAGUACGAACCGGACCACCGCCCCGAGAUAAACAAGGGCCCGGUUAUCAAGAUCAACGCCAAUGCUCGCUACGCCACUAACGCCCCCGGCAUCGUUCUUCUUCAGGAGGUGGCCCAGAAAGCGGGCGAGAACGGCGAAGACGGCGUCCCUCUGCAGCUGUUCGUUGUCCGCAACGAUUCCAGCUGCGGAAGCACCAUUGGUCCCAUGCUGUCUGCCGCUCUGGGUGCUAGGACGCUCGAUCUUGGCAACCCCCAACUGAGCAUGCACAGUAUCCGAGAGACUGGUGGAACAGAAGAUGUCGGACAUGCUAUCAGGCUCUUCUCCAGCUUCUUCAAGCAUUACUCGUCCCUGUCCCGGACGAUCUUUGUUGACUAG